GAGAGGAGAGGGGCGUUCCUGGCUUCAUUCUGCUCUGUUGCGUGAGCCGCAACAAACACUGAGCAUUUAUUUACGGCCGAUGGGAAACACGUCGGGAUAAAACUCAUCAAAGCAGCAGCAGCAGCCAUGGGCAAGGCCCAGUCACACUUGGCCAAGAACAAAGACGAGAGUCAUGAUGCGUUGACGACUGCUGGCGAGUUCAGAGACAGUCACACGGACGAGGAUGGGAAGCACGGAGAUGUGUCUCAGUUCCCAUAUGUGGAGUUUACCGGACGGGACAGCGUCACGUGCCCGACAUGCCAGGGUACUGGUAGAAUCCCUCGAGGUCAGGAGAACCAGCUGGUGGCUCUGAUCCCGUACAGCGACCAAAGGCUCAGGCCGAGCAGGACAAAGCUGUAUGUCACCAUAUCUGUGGCCCUCUGCCUGUUGCUUUCUGGCCUCGCUGUCUUCUUCCUGUUCCCUCGGUCCAUUGAUGUCACCUAUGUUGGGGUGAAGUCAUCCUAUGUUUCCUAUGAUCAGCAGCAGCGGAUUGUCUAUCUCACUAUUACGAACACUCUGAACAUCACUAACAACAACUACUAUGCCAUAUCUGUGACCAACAUAACGGCACAAGUGCAGUUCUCCAAGACGGUGAUAGGCAAGACUAAGUUCAACAACACCACGGUGAUUAUGCCUCUGGAUGAACGGCAGCUUGAUUACACAGUUCCCACCACCAUCGCAGAUGAGAUGAGCUACAUGUUUGAUUACUGCACCUUGCCAACUAUUAAAGUCCACAACAUAGUGCUCAUGAUGCAGGUGACGGUAACGACGUCAUACUUCGGUCACGCGGAGCAGGUCUCUCAGGAAAUGUACCAGUACGUGGACUGUGGGGGGAACACAACCUCCAUGCACGGGCAUGUGCAGGUCUACCAAUAAAAGGGACAACCCUGAAAGUCUCCAUCAACAUCCUCUACAUAUGAACACAAAGCUCAGCGAAAAUGGAUUAAUGUUUCUCUUAAAAUGCUCCAAAAGGUUUUACCUCCUUUUUAUUCCUUCACAAUCACUUCCUUCACGGUAUUUGGCAGAAAACGCUUUGAGGUUUCCCCAACCAGACUACAGACAGACUAACCAGUUGAAGGAAGGCGUUCCUGACAUCGCUCCUCCAUGCUAAACAUCCUGGAAAGCAAUAGAUUUGAUGCACUUUAGUUUUACCUUUAUCUAGGAGAAAGUAAUGAGUGUUUCAGAAGAGUUAUACCCUAACCCUCUAAUUAUAAACCACUUUCUCUGUCAGUAAGGUCAGACAGAAAACAACUGAGCACUUCUCGACUGCAUUCCUUCACAUAGGUAACCUUUUUUUUGUUGUAUUAUUUCUCAUUUAUGGACUUUUGGUGUGAAUUAGUGCAAUAGUAACAACAGCUAUCUCGUGUCAUUAUGUGCUUUUCUCCGUUAUCAGACACCAUUAAGAGAAAUGUAAAGACUUUUAAGCUAAACUUAUUUUAUGUAAUGAUUAAAAAGAAGAAUAAGUGUGUAAAAGGGAAGAUAUUAAGAUCCAAACCAACAGCGGAGCAUUACAGAAAUCUAAAAAUACAGUUAUGUGUAAAUGUUUGUGCUCUCUUUCAUUUAUUAUUAUUAUUUUUUUUAAAGAUCCAAUCCGAAUUAACCUUGUGCCCAUUUAAUGGGAUCUUUGUGGGGAGUGGUGUCAUUUGCAGCAAUGUUUGCUUAUUUUUUUUAAUCCACUCUGCACUGUGUAACUUUAAUACUCCAUUACGAGUUCCUCCUGUUUGUUCUUAUCCUUUUUUUUCCCCCCACUUUAUUACUUUCAUAUAUUGUGUUCUGAAAUUAUUUGCUUUUUCAACUAAAAAAAGUUUUUUUCCAUCUAACUUGGCUUGUGAUCAUCCAGGUUUAUUGUUUAAACCUUAAUGGGACUUUUCUGACAAUUUUUACACCCUAAACCUAACUCUUCUUCUUCAUGAUAACAACAUAGAUGUGCAUAGUUUUUAACAUCAGAAUUUUGGUUUUUGUGGCUUUCAUGCAUGAAGUUGAAAAUAAAAUUAUAACUCAA
Molecule: messenger RNA, 2041 nt
Organism: Girardinichthys multiradiatus
Lineage: Eukaryota; Metazoa; Chordata; Actinopteri; Cyprinodontiformes; Goodeidae
Gene: tmem106ba
Product: transmembrane protein 106Ba
Exons: 8
Coding region: 127-915 (262 amino acids)
Source: RefSeq, a predicted model, not a curated record